UCUGGCCGGCGGUCUGUGGUGGAGGCGCGCGGCGGGCGCCGCUCUGGCCGGCGGACUCGGUGGUGCGGAGUCCCGGAAGCGGCGUUCGCCGAGGCCGGGCGCGGAAUGGCGGAGAGUCCGGCGGCCGAGGAGGCCGCCCCGGUCCCGGCCCCGGUCCCGGCCUCGGUCCCGGCCCCGGCCGCAGUGCUGCCGGCGGCGGCGGGCAGCGGCGGGGCCUCGGCCGGCGGCGCGGGCGGCCCCGGUGUCUUCAUCCCCGCCGAGCUGUGGGCGGCGGCGGGGUUCGGCGCUGCCACAACGGGCGCUGUCGCCGCCCCGGGCAGCGGCGGGGCCCCCAUCGCGGCGGCGGCGGCGGCCGCGGGGGCCGCGCUCCUCACGCACUCCGCCUUCUGGGACCCUACGGUGAGCGGCGACUGGGAUAGCGAGCGGCCCAGCGCGGCCUGCCUGCUGCGGAUCAAGCGGGAUAUCAUGUCCAUUUACAAGGAGCCGCCGCCGGGAAUGUUUGUUGUGCCUGAUCCCCAGGACAUGACCAAGAUUCAUGCAUUGAUCACAGGCCCAUUUGACACGCCUUAUGAAGGGGGUUUCUUCUUGUUCCUGUUUCGCUGUCCUCCAGAUUAUCCCAUCCACCCACCAAGGGUCAAACUGAUGACAACGGGAAAUAACACAGUGAGGUUUAACCCCAACUUCUACCGCAAUGGGAAAGUCUGCCUGAGUAUUCUAGGCACUUGGACCGGGCCUGCCUGGAGCCCAGCGCAGUGCAUCUCCUCAGUCCUCAUCUCCAUCCAGUCUCUGAUGACUGAGAACCCUUAUCACAACGAGCCCGGCUUUGAGCAGGAGAGGCACCCCGGGGACAGCAAGAACUACAACGAGUGCAUUCGGCACGAGACCAUCCGAGUAGCAGUGUGUGACAUGCUGGAGGGAAAGUGUCCCUGUCCUGAGCCGCUACGGGGUGUGAUGGAGAAAUCCUUCAUGGAAUACUACGACUUCUAUGAAGGGGUGUGUAAAGAGAGGCUUUAUCUCCAAGGACAGACAAUGCAGGACCCUUUUGGUGAGAAACGAGGCCACUUUGACUAUCAGUCCCUACUGGUGCGUUUGCAAGGCAUUCGGCAGAAGGUGCACGAGAAACACCAGCAGGAGAAUACAGAAAUAGACUCUGAGAGCAGCUCCUCCGAGACAGAGACGGACACUCAGGGCUGCCCUAAAGCUUAGGGCUGCGGUAACGGUGGAGAGGCCAAGCCAUGGGGAUGUUCUGUCUUCACACUCGAGAGUACCCCUGCCAGACUUGACAACCAAACCAAGGCCAGAGCAGAGAAAACUGUGGGGUAUCUUCAGUCUCCUUUUACUGCUCUGGUGGAGAACGCUCAAUGAGAAGACUUCACGCUAGACAAAGCCAAGCUUGUGACAGGCUACUUGUAAAGGUACUUACUAUGCUAGGAAGCCAGAGCAUGUGGCAUCAGGUUCUUUCUCAGAAACACCUCCACUGGUUGUUUAAUUCUUCUUAGUUUUUUUGCUCUCCAUUUGAUUAAAGAAUGAGAUCCAGA
Molecule: messenger RNA, 1538 nt
Organism: Neopsephotus bourkii (Bourke's parrot)
Lineage: Eukaryota; Metazoa; Chordata; Aves; Psittaciformes; Psittacidae
Gene: UBE2Z
Product: ubiquitin conjugating enzyme E2 Z
Exons: 7
Coding region: 106-1206 (366 amino acids)
Biological process (GO): negative regulation of apoptotic process
Cellular component (GO): nucleus
Molecular function (GO): cysteine-type endopeptidase inhibitor activity; ubiquitin conjugating enzyme activity
Source: RefSeq, a predicted model, not a curated record